CCUCCACGGGGUUUGUUUCCCUCACCAUGGCGCUGCACACGGAUCAUUCCCCUGUAUACGUGGCGUUUUAUUUUCUUAUUACAACGUUACUUAAUUGUACUUCGGCAUCUCCGGGAACAGGCAGCUCCAAUGUGUUGUCUCUGCUGCAGCCGUAUGAUUUCUUAUACUACAGUGGAGUACGAUCAUAUUUUGGUGCGGAGUGGGUGAAGGCUGCAGAGCUGCUGGAGAAAGCCAUCAUAACCAAGGAAUCACUGUCUAGAGUCCGCAGGCAGUGUCAUGAUGACUGUGUGGCAGCAGGGAGAGAUGCAUUUAAUAAACUGGACUCUGAAGGGGGGAGUAUGUGGGACCUCUGGACCUUGGAUUGGGUGCAGCAGAAGGCAGAAUGUUUGAGGUUCUGUAUUGGACGCUCCGUCACACCUGCAGGACAGCUCCCUGUUUCUACUGACAUAGAUUAUGAAUUCAGCACGCGGAACCCUUACAAUUUCCUGCAGGUCACAUACUACAAGUUGGAGAAGUUGCAGAAGGCGGCAUCAGCAGCUCAUACCUACUUUGUGGCCAACCCCAGUCACUUAGAGAUGAGGAACAACAUUGAGAAGUACAGACGGAUGGAGGGAGUGACCGAGGAGGCCUUCCAGGACAGAGAGCUGGAGAAUGAGCAACACUGGGUCCUGUAUGAUUCUGCAGUUCAGUAUGAGGCCUCAUCUGACUGGGUGCAAGCAGCAGAUAAAUGGAAAGCUUGUGUGAACAAAACACUGCAGCAGACAGACAAGUGCAGGGUGCAGUGUGAGGUGGUCCCCCAACGGCUGCCAGAGGACAGGGGGGUGGAAAGUAACGAUGGCGUGUUUGAAAAGGCUGCAGCUCUUUCCCUCUCCCUGCUCUCGUGCCGGCAGUCCUGUGUGACUCAGGUAGCCACAAGACCCGGAAGGAUUUCUGCUCAGGAGGACUUCCUGCCAACACAGCUGGAGCAUCUGCAUAUUGCACAGUUUAAAGCUGGUGAUAUAAGUGGAGCCCUGCAGACACUUCGCAGCCUUCUCUUGUUUUACCCCUCUGACAAGGACUCCUUAGACAACCUGCAGCUCUACUAUGAAACACUAGGGGGAGACACAGAGUCACAGGGCACACAGCCUGCUCAGGAGAUUGUCGGAUACAUUAGUCGUGCUUUGGAGGAGAAGAAGCUCCUGUAUUUUGGUAUGGAGAACCUUGACUUCAGUUUCACAGACCCAGAUCUUUGGACUCCAGAAAAUGUUGUACCUGAAUCACUGAGAGAUAAUUGGAGAGCUGAAAAAGAGAAAAUAAACGAUAAAAUAAAGCAAGGAGAGCAGAAGGAGGAAGUGGAUGACAGUGGCUUUUUUGCAGGUGGUCCAGUCCUCCAGGUGGGUGUGACCAUCACCAUGGACGACCAGGUUAUGAACGGGACCAAUCGGGUAGUACUCGACGGAGUCAUGACUGAGAAGGAGUGUGACAGACUACUGCAUUUAGCAACGGCUGCAGUAUCUGCUGGGGAUGGUUACCGGGGACGACGGUCUCCGCACACGCCUCACGAGACGUUUGAGGGCCUGACUGUCCUCAGGGCUGUAAAGUUGGCCCAGGAUGGUAUGGUAAACCAAUCAGAUGCCCGACUGUUACACGAGCUGGGCGAGAGAGUGAGAGUGCUGCUGCACUCCUACUUCAGGAGCCCCUCAGAACUCUUCACCUCUUUUACACACCUGGUCUGCCGCAGUGCCAUUGCAGGUGAUCAGGAGGGCAGGCUGGAUCUGUCUCAUCCUGUCCAUGUUGACAACUGUCUCCUUGAGCCAGAGACCAAUCAGUGCUGGAGGGAACCACCAGCAUUCAUACACAGAGACCUCAGUGCCAUUCUCUACCUGAAUGACAACUUUGAUGGAGGGGACUUGUUCUUCACUAACAGGGAUGCCAAGACAAUAACAGCUCGAGUAAAACCCAGCUGUGGUCGACUGGUGGGCUUCUCCUCGGGUCCAGUAAAUCCACAUGGUGUUACUGCAGUGACCAGUGGCCGGCGGUGCGCGCUGGCCCUCUGGUUCACAAAACAGAAGAUAUACAGGGACAUGGAGCGAGAGGAGGCUGAGGCCUUGUGGGCUGCAGACGGACAGAGUGUGGCGAAAAAGGACGGGGAGCAGGCGGAGGGCGGUGCCACCCCUGCCAGGAACGCUCGGAACCAAGCACCGACGGAGAGGAGCAGAGGGAGAGGCAGGGUGACGGGGGGGAAGGAUGAACUGUGAGAGCAAAAACAAACCUUACAGACUGAACCACCCAAACUGGAAUACACUUUCAUUUGCAUCCACCAUCCCAUAACAGGACCAUCACCUGACUCUUCAGAUUUUAGCCACACAGUCACUCUCUUCAUCUUGCGGCCUUUUUAUGUAAAGCUGCUUGCUGGUUUGUAUAUACUGUAUUUAUACUGUAUAUGAUAAAGAUAAGUGAGGGAAACAUGGUCUCUUACUUCCUCUAAAGACAAUCUGUACUUCUGUUUUAGACCGAUAUCACUCCCUUUACAAAUGAAGACAAUAAAAGAAAUUAUUUUAACCAA
Molecule: messenger RNA, 2545 nt
Organism: Anoplopoma fimbria (sablefish)
Lineage: Eukaryota; Metazoa; Chordata; Actinopteri; Perciformes; Anoplopomatidae
Gene: p3h3
Product: prolyl 3-hydroxylase 3
Exons: 16
Coding region: 27-2237 (736 amino acids)
Biological process (GO): collagen metabolic process
Cellular component (GO): endoplasmic reticulum
Molecular function (GO): protein binding; L-ascorbic acid binding; iron ion binding
Source: RefSeq, a predicted model, not a curated record